Molecule: messenger RNA, 2097 nt
Organism: Nannospalax galili (Upper Galilee mountains blind mole rat)
Lineage: Eukaryota; Metazoa; Chordata; Mammalia; Rodentia; Spalacidae
Gene: Dkk2
Product: dickkopf WNT signaling pathway inhibitor 2
Exons: 4
Coding region: 679-1497 (272 amino acids)
Biological process (GO): negative regulation of canonical Wnt signaling pathway; multicellular organism development
Cellular component (GO): extracellular region
Molecular function (GO): receptor antagonist activity; co-receptor binding
Source: RefSeq, a predicted model, not a curated record
UUGCGGAGCGCCAGUCCGCUCCCAGGGCAUCACCGCGGUGCUGCAGUGGUUGGCUGCCCUGUGGGACCCAGAAGGCUGGGUGUGCGCGCGUGGGCCGCAGCUCUUUAAAGAUCUCUAGAGUCGGGGCAGGGGGCGACUCUAGAUCCCCAGUGAUAGUGCCUGCUAACCUUGAAAAGAGGGACUUGUGUCUCGCAAAGUUCAGAGCUAAGGGGUUAGGAAAAGACAGAACAGCUGGAGACAAGAGCAACUGAGGCCGAAGGAGAAGCUGGUGCGAAAGCUCCUGUUGAGUUAAGAGGAGCCUUCAAGCGCGGAGAUUCUUGCGGGGGCAGCUAGGUGCCCAGCACUCGGCCAGCAAGCGGUGGAUCGUCGGGCUGGGUCUUCUAGCACCUUGGGUCACGCCUCCUUGGCAAGAAGGCACCUCGCCUUUGAUUGCUUCCAGUUAUUGCAGAACUUCCUGCCCUGGUGGAGAAGCGGGUCUCGCUGGGGUCGCCCUCGCGUCUGGCUUGAGGCUUGAGACUGAGUGCGCACAGUCUUGGGUGCCUGUUCCAAGGAGGGUUGGGGAACUGUGUCUUUGAGGAGCCCACGCGCCCCACGUGAGGGGUUCAGUGUUGGCGUCCUCCCUCUCCUGCAUUCACACCCCCGGGACUUUUCCCCUCUCCCGGAACCCCUCAUCAGGAGAUGGCGGUGCUGAUGAGGCGCAAGGAUUCAUCCGGCUGCCUACUCCUACUGGCCGCGGUGCUGAUGGUGGAGAGCUCUCAGCUCGGAAACUCGCGGGCCAAACUCAACUCCAUCAAGUCCUCUCUGGGCGAGGAGACGCCUGCCCAGGCCGCCAAUCGAUCUGCGGGCGUAUUCCAAGGACUGGCUUUCGGAGGCAGUAAGAAAGGCAAAAGCCUGGGGCAGGUAGGAAAACCCCCCAAACACACACUUCAACCAGGAGAGGCCUAUCCUUGCAGCAGUGAUAAGGAAUGUGAAGUUGGAAGAUACUGCCAUAGUCCGCACCAAGGAUCAUCAGCUUGCAUGGUGUGUCGAAGGAAAAAGAAGCGUUGCCAUAGAGAUGGCAUGUGUUGCGCUGGUACCCGCUGCAAUAACGGCAUCUGCAUCCCAGUCACUGAGAGCAUCCUGACCGCUCACAUCCCAGCCCUGGAUGGCACUCGGCACCGAGAUCGAAACCACGGUCACUAUUCAAAUCAUGACUUGGAAUGGCAGAAUUUAGGAAGGUCGCACACCAAAAUGUCUCAUAUAAAAGGACAUGAAGGAGACCCCUGCCUGCGAUCAUCAGACUGCACUGAUGGGUUUUGCUGUGCUCGCCAUUUCUGGACCAAAAUCUGCAAACCAGUACUCCAUCAGGGGGAAGUUUGUACCAAGCAGCGCAAGAAGGGCUCUCAUGGACUAGAGAUUUUUCAGCGGUGUGACUGUGCGAAGGGCCUAUCCUGCAAAGUAUGGAAGGAUGCUACCUACUCUUCCAAAGCCAGACUCCAUGUGUGUCAGAAAAUCUGAUGAGCACGGGGGGAAAUUCAACACGAGCAGACUGUGAACUUGUGUAUUUAAUGCAUUAUGGCAUGAUGGAAAAUAAUGUUUGGAGUGCAGGAGUGAGGGAGGUGGUAAGGGUGCGGAGCACAGAAAGGAAGAAAAGCAGAACCGGAUGGAGCAGUUAGUGAUGGCGGAAGCACAACCAGUGUUUCCAUUAUGCAACUCGUUUAUGUAAAUAAUGUACACAUUUGUGAAAAUGCUGUUAUUAAAAGAAAGCACAGAGUGGACAUUGUUGACGAAUACCACCCGACUUUCCAAGAGUUUAAUUUGUGCUGAAGGAGACAUUUCCUUCAGAUUGGGGAUGGCCUAUAAAAAUAAUGUAAAAGCCAUAUUUCUAUUCAAAGUUGAAAACAAGCAACAUGGUUAAUUUGCAUCAUCACAAAGUCAUCUUUUAGUUAGGAACUCUGACUACCUUUUUUACAAGAAAAAACGGACAAUAUUUGCCAAGUCUUUUCAAGAUAGCCACUAGAAAAAAGGUCAAUUUGCUUCUCUUCAAAGUGCUCAUUUUCCCAGAAUUUAAUUUCACCUAUAGUUAAUAAAGAUAUAUAUAUAGAUAUAUAUAUAUAU